AUGCGCGGGAGGAAUCUUUCAAAGUUAUGUAGCAACUCUCGAUAUUUUGUAUCUACGACUCAUUGUCGUAUGACAUUUGAGGGCAACUCCAGCGGAUUACAGGGCACCCCCGAAGAGAGAAUGACCACCGUUUUCGGAGGUAGAAUUAAAGGAGAGUCACCGCAGUCUACAAGUCGGAUACUAGCAGGUGGGUCCAAAGUGAUCGCUGGUGUAUCGGUGCCAUCCAAACCAGAAGAACCCGACAACUGUUGUAUGUCUGGCUGUGUGAACUGUGUAUGGGAGAUAUUCAAUGAAGAUCUGAGGGAAUGGAGACAUAAGAGGAAACUGGCUGCAGAAAGAAUAAAAGGCACAGAUGGGAUCUGGCCCGCCCAUUGGAAUCCACCCCUGGCUCUAUUGGAUUUAAAAAAUAUUCCAAAAGUACUGCAACAUGAAAAGAUAAAUCUCGAUAAACGUUUGUUGGAAAGUAAUGCGAAAUCAACAGCCAGUUUGUUUCCUCCUAGAACAGAACCCUUGCCCAAAAGUGUUCUGGAAGCCAAAAGGCGACAUGCACUUGCGAAAGACAAAAACGCCUCUAGUACUUUGAAUUCCAACUCCAAAGAUGAUGGUACCUUAGAUGAAGAUCAAGAAGGAUGGGGUGACGUACCAGUUUACAUUAAGGCAUUCGCAGAAUUUGAAAGGAAGAAAAGGCUGUCGAAGAAGAUGACACUGACAAAAGCAACAUAA
This is a messenger RNA of Zygotorulaspora mrakii, 723 nucleotides long. It is a transcript of the gene DPC25, whose product is annotated as Dpc25p. Bases 1 to 723 code for a protein of 240 amino acids. The record is from RefSeq and is a predicted model, not a curated record. Gene Ontology annotation, cellular component: mitochondrion. NCBI's taxonomy places the organism in Eukaryota, Fungi, Ascomycota, Saccharomycetes, Saccharomycetales, Saccharomycetaceae. The transcript has a single exon.